Molecule: messenger RNA, 765 nt
Organism: Fonsecaea multimorphosa CBS 102226
Lineage: Eukaryota; Fungi; Ascomycota; Eurotiomycetes; Chaetothyriales; Herpotrichiellaceae
Exons: 2
Coding region: 1-765 (254 amino acids)
Molecular function (GO): oxidoreductase activity
Source: RefSeq, a predicted model, not a curated record
AUGGCGGACCAAUAUCUCAAGGGCAAGACUGCCAUCGUCACCGGUGCAGGAAAGAUGAGCGGCAUUGGAGCUGCCUCUGCAAUUGCGCUCGCCGAACAUGGUGCCAACGUAUUGAUCCAUUACAACAGCUCGGCCAAGCCAGCAGAGGAAGUUGUCACCAAAAUCAAGAGUUUUGGAGUUCAAUCUGUCGCUGUCCAAGCCGAUGCGUCGAGCGCCGAAUUUGGAAGCACUCUGGUCAACGCUGCUCUGAAGGCAUUCAACACAAAGACCAUUGACAUUAUCGUCAACAAUGCUGGGUUCGCCACACCCAACUUUGAAGGCAUCAAGUCUGUGGGAUUUGACGAGUGGGAUCCUGUGUUCCGCAUUAAUGUGCGAGGCCCAUUCGUCCUCAUCCAGGCAGCGCUGCCGUAUAUGACGACCGGGGGACGCAUCAUCAACAUCGGAAGCAUCAUUUCGCGUCUUGGUUCAUGGAUGCUGCCCGUGUAUUGCGCGUCUAAAGGAGCGUUGACCUCAAUGACAGUGGCAAUUGCAGAAGAGCUCGGUCCUAAGGGUAUCACUGCCAAUGUGGUGUCGCCAGGGCCUAUCGCCACUGAUCUGUCUAUGGAGGGUUCACCCAUUGCAACAAGAUUGAGGAACAACCAGCACAUCAAGAGGGAGGGCACACCAAAAGAGGUUGCCGAGACAGUCUUGUUUAUGGCAAGUCCGGGGGCAUCGUAUAUCAGCGGUCAGGUUAUCCACGUGGACGGAGGGAUUGCUUUCCCAUAA